This is a messenger RNA of Colletotrichum siamense, 1494 nucleotides long. RefSeq lists its product as uncharacterized. The coding region runs from base 1 to 1494 and encodes 497 amino acids. Gene Ontology annotation, molecular function: protein binding. The record is from RefSeq and is a predicted model, not a curated record. Lineage: Eukaryota; Fungi; Ascomycota; Sordariomycetes; Glomerellales; Glomerellaceae. The transcript has 6 exons.
AUGUCCAUCGGAGGCAGCAUCCAUGAAAGGGUGAAGCGGAAUGAAGAAAUAACCCGUGGUGACCUGCGGAAGGCCCGCAGCGACCCCUCUUUCCAAAUCGACGAUGCCCCGGACGGUUACAGCGCACUUGCCUGGGCAGUCAUGUUGGGCAACCUCACCAACAUCCGACUCCUCAUCAGCAGCAAGGCGGAUCCCAGAGCACGAUACAAAGACCAGUCUCUUCUUCAUAUGGCAGUCACUGCUAAGGAGAAUGCCUUUGAAGUUGUUAAGAUCAUUCUCAAGGACGAGUCCGUUGACAGAAACGCGCGAGAGGGGCGCAGACCCAACGACACCCCGCUCAUGACGGCGCUACGAAACCAGGCAGACCCUCGGAUCAUUGAUGCUUUGAAGAAAGCGGGAGCUUCCGAAACUGUCAAGAACAGCAACGGAGAAACGGCCAAAGACAUUGCCAACGGCCUCAUCAGCCCCGGGAUCACCGCGCCUCUUGAGGAUCCCGAGAACCAGGGUUCAAUCGGACCUGCGCUGGCCAAGUUCAUCAUCUCCGCAGUGCUUCUGCUGUUCGCAUACUGCAAGCCCUGGAAAACCCUCAAGGAUGCUCUUGCUGCAGCCUUCAAGCAGAUCAACAAUGAAAUCGGUAAAACCAAUCCUGGGGACAAGCCUCAGAAGCCACGGUUGCCAAGUUCCUACCAGGACUGCGUAGACUCAAUCAGGAAGAUCAUCAAAGACAUGGGUCUCGACGACACAUACCCACCGGACCAUCCGUUGAUCGACGACAUUGCCGACGAAGCAUGGGAGAGACAAAAGGAUGCAGGCACAAAGACCGAGGAUCCGGGCGAGUUCAACGAGAAGCUGCGUUGCGCCUUGUACCAGCCUAUCCUUUACUGCGAUGACAGUGGGUCCAUGGAAGGAAAUCGGUGGACCGCCCAGACUGAUCUUGUUGACGACAUUGGCGUGCUGAUGAACUCAUUUGCCCCUGAGAACAUGGGUGUGCACAUUCGCUUCCUGAACAGAAAUGACGGGGGUCUCGACAACGUCCGGGGCAGCGAUAUCCGCGGGAAGUUCAACUUCAAGCCUAACGGAUCCACCAAGCUGGGAACAGGCCUCAACGAAAAGAUCCUCAAGCCGUUUGUGUACGAUAUUCUCGACAAAGAGGAGGACUUCAAGAGGCCGCCUCUCAUCAUCACAAUCACAGACGGCGAACCCAACGAGGAAGAUCAGAACACAUUUGCCAACGGAAUAUCGACCUGCAGUCAGAAAUGCUCUGCGGCGUAUUAUUCUCCUGACUUUGUCAGGUUCCUCGUUAACCAGGUUGGCGACGACGCUAAGGCUGCGCUGUUCCUCGACGGACUCCAGAAUAUCAGCAAGGAGAAGAAGUACAAGGAUCUUCUUCACGUUACCUCAGAUAAACUUGAUCAGAAGUAUUACGAGCUUCGAAAGAACAAGAAGGAGCUUAACCUCUGGCUCUUUGAGACAAUCUUGCCUCCCCUGCCCUGA